UAUCUGACUUGUAUUCUUUGUUAUAAUUGAUACAUUAAAUUUCUAUACCAUAAUUAGCUCAAUCUUAUAUUUUUAUUAAUCCACUUUCUUUUUAGUUAUGUGAUUCUUUUCUUGAGGGUAUCGUUGGUUGCCAAAAUAUGAUUAGAAUUGAGAAUUUAGUAGUAGUAUUUAUGCAUUUUAAUGAAGUCAUCAGAGUCGGGCUAAAAAUCUACAAUACAUGUCACAAUGUGCAGGUCGGUACCCGCAAAGAAAGUCUCGGUUUAACCAUUGAUUCUUAAGUUUCCUUGUUACAUGUUUUCUGUUAUAUAAAGAUAAAGUUAGAAAGUAGCUGCUUGACCAUUAGCAUACUCGCUAUCGUUAAAUUAUUUCGUUUAACCUCAACUAGUGUCAAUGCGAUCACAAGAAGUAUUUUCUUUCGUUAUUUUUUAUGUAUGAUAUGUAUCACACAUCAAAAGAUUUUAAAGUUGUGUUUAAACAAGCAAUGCAUUUAUAAUUUUUAGACUUGUUACAAUCAAUCCUUAUUUUCGGACUACAUUCCUUUAUUAUAUGUACAUACAUCAAUUUUAAUCACCUGGAAGUAUCUUUAUUAUAUUUUAGUGGUAUUAUGAUUUUGUGGACUUGAUUUUGUACAUCCGAUAGAAAUUGACCAGUUUUAGGUUUGUUGCUGCUCCACCUGCUGAAGUUCAUGCUCGGCCAUAUGUCAGUUAGAUAUUUUGGUCGCCGUAUAUAUAAUUUCGUACAUAACACAUCCAUUCGGCACUAUCUCAGGAAUUCGAUUAGCCAAAAUCAUUGCCUAGACAUAAGAUAUACAAAUCCAAGGGCCAAUCUGCUUACUCAUUCACUUUCAUGUGUCCCAAUGGCAUCCCCAACCAGUGAAAAACUUACAUUUGUGCUAUACAAUAGUCAUUUAUUAAUGUCACAUGUUCGAUUAAUGAGCAAUUCUGCUAUUGAAAUGACAACGGAUAAAGAAGUUGUCAGGUUUCGUAUUAAUAAACAGCUAAAAAGACCUGAUCGUUUGAGAGAAGGGGACAAGAAACAAACACGAGGUCAAGUGUCAAAAAAGACCAAACUUAAUGAAUUAAGGUUUUAUCGUUUGAAGGCAAAGAAAAAGAUGAGAUCUCCGAAUCCAGAAGUUAGGAUUUUAUACAGGCUGGGAAAGGCCAAAAGGAAGGAAGAAUGGUUGAUUGAAAAACUAAGGAAAUUUGAGGUACGGAAAGCUUCAGCUGAAGUAUAUGAUCCUGAAAUUUUAACAGAGGAAGAAAAGUUCUACCUAAAGCGAACUGGUGAGAAAAAGAAACAUUAUGUUCCAGUUGGGAGACGUGGGGUAUUUGGAGGAGUUGUUCUAAAUAUGCACCUUCAUUGGAAGAACCAUGAGACUGUUAAGGUUGUUUGCAAACCUUGUAAACCUGGACAGAUCCAAGAAUAUGCCGAUGAGCUUACUCGACUAAGUAAAGGCAUUGUGAUUGAUAUAAAACCUAAUAAUGUCAUCAUAUUUUUCCGUGGGAAAAAUUAUGUGCAACCAGAAAUCAUGUCACCACCAGAUACCCUGUCAAAAGCAAAGGCGUUGGAAAAAUACAAAUAUGAACAAUCCCUUGAACAUACAAGUGAGUUCAUUGAAAAACUGGAGAACGAGCUGGAAGAGUAUUAUAAGCAUAAAGCACGGUUCACUAAAGAGAAACAAAGUUCACCAAAGGAUUAAGUGAAUGAUGUUACAUGGUUCAUCUCUUUAUGCACAUGAAUUUAGAUUUGCAUGUCCAGUUAUUGAGAGAAUGGGUCUAGAUUGGACAACUGCCUGACUGGUUUAUUAAGAUAAACCAAGUAGACGAUAUCCAAAUAGUAUGUGGUGAAGUAACAGAACACCAAGAGGUUUGAAUUGUCAGGUAUCGCUUUUCCUCAAGAUAAACCUGAUGAAGAAGGUAUCAGCCAUAGCCGGAAGGUCAAGAUGCAGUUUAAUGCUGUAAACCUUAUAUAGCCGGAAGAAGUAAUUGUUGACAUGACGUUAUUUAGUUUGUAAACCUUUUAAUAGUGAUGUGAUAAAUAUUUAUAAUCGCUGUGUUUUAGUAAUGUAAAUGUAGGUUACGAGAUUAUCCCAA
Molecule: messenger RNA, 2093 nt
Organism: Erigeron canadensis
Lineage: Eukaryota; Viridiplantae; Streptophyta; Magnoliopsida; Asterales; Asteraceae
Exons: 4
Coding region: 686-1699 (337 amino acids)
Molecular function (GO): RNA binding
Source: RefSeq, a predicted model, not a curated record